GCGCUCUGUGGUUCUCCUCCUCCCAUGCCCUCUCCCUGCACAUUUCUUUACCUUGGAGCCUCUCCCAUCUCUCCCUCCCUCUUUCUCCCUCCCCCAGCCUCCAAUCACCCCACUUCUUCCCCUCCCCUUACUUUCCUCCCUCCCCUCUCUCCUCUCCUCCCCUCUGCGCCUCCCUCCCUCCUGGCCUUCCUUCCCUUCUCCGACUUUGCAGACCUCUCUUCCCCCAGGCCUCCCUCCUCCUCCUCUCCUCCCCCUCCGGGCUCCGGCUCUCCCAGGAGGCUACGACUCCGGGUGGAGCCACUGGUCCCGCAGGGAUCCCCGCGUCCUCGGUCGCCGCGUCCACGUCCCUCUCGCGUCCCCGCCCGGCGCCGCGCCCGCUCCUCUGAGUUCGGCCUCCGCGCGGUGCAGCGCAGUCUUAGGCCGCGAGACAAGCCCGACUUCAAUCUCUGCGAUGGCUAACGAAGCUUAUCCUUGUCCGUGUGACAUUGGCCACAGACUUGAGUAUGGAGGGCUAGGCCGCGAGGUUCAAAUCGAGCACAUCAAGGCUUAUGUCACCAAAUCCCCCGUUGAUGCAGGCAAAGCUGUGAUUGUCAUUCAAGACAUAUUUGGCUGGCAGUUGCCCAAUACCAGAUAUAUGGCUGACAUGAUCUCAGGAAAUGGAUACACAACCAUUGUUCCAGACUUCUUUGUAGGACAAGAGCCUUGGGACCCCUCUAGCGACUGGUCCACCUUCCCUGAGUGGGUGAAAACAAGAAAUGCCCAGCAGAUCGAUAGAGAGAUCAGUGCUGUCUUGAAGUAUCUGAAACAACAGUGUCAUGCCCAGAAAAUUGGCGUCGUGGGAUUCUGCUGGGGUGGAACUGCUGUCCAUCAUUUGAUGGUGAAAUACUCAGAAUUCAGGGCAGGGGUGUCUGUCUAUGGCAUCGUCAAGGAUUCUGAAGGCAUUUACAAUUUAAAGAACCCCACCUUGUUCAUUUUUGCCGAAAAUGAUGUUGUGAUUCCACUCGAGAACGUAUCUUUGCUGACCCAGAAGUUGAAAGAACACUGCAAAGUUGAAUAUCAAAUUAAAACAUUUUCUGGGCAGACUCAUGGGUUCGUGCAUCGGAAGAGAGAAGAUUGCUCACCUGCAGAUAAGCCCUACAUUGAUGAGGCGAGAAGGAAUUUAAUCGAGUGGCUGAACAAGUACAUGUAGCAAGAAUCAAGGGCAAGCCUUCCUAGAAUAGCUUUCAUCCCAAAAUUUGCUUGGAAAUACUUAGAUCAUUUAAUUUUCACUUUUAUAAAAUAAAUGUAGGAAUCCUAAAAUUAUUUCAUUUGAAACACAAAUUCAGUAGGAAAUAAUGCAUGAAAUGAUUUGAUUUUUAACAUGUACCUCAAAUCAUAAUUUAAAAACAAGGUCUGGGCCGGGCGCGGUGGCUCAAGCCUGUAAUCCCAGCACUUUGGGAGGCCGAGACGGGUGGAUCACGAGGUCAGAAGAUCGAGACCAUCCUGGCUAACACGGUGAAACCCCGUCUCUAC
Molecule: messenger RNA, 1512 nt
Organism: Cercocebus atys (sooty mangabey)
Lineage: Eukaryota; Metazoa; Chordata; Mammalia; Primates; Cercopithecidae
Gene: CMBL
Product: carboxymethylenebutenolidase homolog (Pseudomonas)
Exons: 6
Coding region: 452-1189 (245 amino acids)
Molecular function (GO): hydrolase activity
Source: RefSeq, a predicted model, not a curated record